AUGCGUCUCACCACCAUCUUCCUUUCCCUCGCCUCUCUCGCCUGCGCCGCCGAGCUGGGCAUCGAAACCACCCACAAGGUCGAGUGCACGCGCAAGACUCAGAACGGCGAUAAUGUCGCCAUGCACUACCGUGGUACUCUCCAAUCCGACGGCAAAGAGUUCGACUCUAGCUUCAAGCGCAAUGUCCCGCUGAACUUUAAGCUGGGAACUGGCCGGGUUAUUAAGGGAUGGGACCAGGGUCUCCUCGACAUGUGCAUUGGCGAGAAGCGCACGCUCACUAUUCCCCCCGAGUACGGAUACGGUGACCGCGGCGUUGGUCCCAUUCCCGGCGGCGCAACUCUGAUCUUCGAGACUGAGCUCGUUGGUAUCGAGGGCGUUGACAAGGAUGAGCUGUAG
This is a messenger RNA of Penicillium brasilianum, 396 nucleotides long. The record is from the annotation of a GenBank genome assembly. Lineage: Eukaryota; Fungi; Ascomycota; Eurotiomycetes; Eurotiales; Aspergillaceae.